UUUUCGUUUGGAAUUUGAACUGUGAACAAAUCAGUAAAUAUCAGAGCCAAAUAUGCAGCAUCACACGUUUUUUGCCUUGUUUUGUGCAGUAAGCGUGGGGAUGAAUGACUUCGUUGCUGGCGUCCCUUUCCGUCCCAGACCACGCUUAUCUCUGGAAGCGAUUAAACAGCUCUCAUCAAUGACUAACAGUCAACAAAAUUUAUUUGAAUUGGAAACUUUGGGAGAACCAAAGGAAGCAAUUGCCCCCCUAGACUAUUUCGCUGAUCUAAUUUGGUACAUUUUGGGACUGACGGUGGGAGCCUUUUUUAACCUUAUAAACUAUAACUUGCUCCAAACCACAAAUACCAUCAAUAAUGGAAAGGCUCGUUUGGAAGAUACUCUCCCAGAUGUGGACGCGGAUGUUAGAACAGAGUUACAGCAAAUUUCUGAUAAUGCGUUAUCCGGGGCUGUGUCACUGAUUGGAGAGCUUCUCUAUAAAUUGGGUCGCGUCCUCCCCUCCCUGACAUCCACUGUUUCAAUUACGCUCCCUGGAAGAAUGGAUCCCAAUGAUAUAAUUAUGGCAAUAUUGGGAAUAUCAUUGGAACAAUUUCUGCAAGAAUUGACUAACCUCAUUGAGCGGUCGGACACUCUUCUGAACAAUACGAUAACUUCCGUAAACAGUAUUAUCGAUCGUGUGAAUAAUCCUUCUGUUGUGGAAGUGUUGAGAACCGUUGUAACCGACUUGAUUAGAGCUAGGGAUUUUAUUCGACCAGUCCUUAACAAGUUAUGGGAAGUUAUGCCGCCUGCCUAGUUGCUUUGAAGAACCGGCAUUUUCUAUUAUUUUCAGAAGUGAUCGGAGUUGUCUGAAUGCCAACUUUGAUAAAGCCAACACCAGGAGAGACAUAGAUAUAUAACGCUUGAAUGUAUUCUAAUUAUUUAGUAUUUGAAAUAAACAUUAUCAGCAUCCAAUUAA
Folsomia candida is the source of this 952-nucleotide messenger RNA. RefSeq lists its product as uncharacterized. The transcript is spliced from 4 exons. NCBI's taxonomy places the organism in Eukaryota, Metazoa, Arthropoda, Collembola, Entomobryomorpha, Isotomidae. The coding region runs from base 53 to 790 and encodes 245 amino acids. The record is from RefSeq and is a predicted model, not a curated record.